Molecule: messenger RNA, 602 nt
Organism: Saccoglossus kowalevskii
Lineage: Eukaryota; Metazoa; Hemichordata; Enteropneusta; Harrimaniidae
Product: lysosomal leucine aminopeptidase-like
Biological process (GO): phospholipid catabolic process
Cellular component (GO): extracellular region
Molecular function (GO): glycerophospholipase activity
Source: RefSeq, a predicted model, not a curated record
GAACUUACAACAACCAGUAUAUGAUAUUAAACCUUAAUCUUAUUACUCUGAACCAAACUAUCAGGGAUGAUGCAUUCUGGGUUGUUGAGCAAAUGCCGUCCAAGGUAGAAUCUGGGGACCAGACUGCCAUUCUCAGAUCAGGUUACUGGCCGUCUUACAACAUACCAUUUUACGAAAGUAUUUACAAUAUGAGUGGAUAUCCAGCGAUUGUUGAAAAGUUUGGACUUGAUUAUUCAUAUCAGCUAGCUCCAAGAGCAAAAAUAUUCCGAAGAGACCAGGGAAAAGUGUCCAAUUUUGAUGAUAUGAAGUCGAUAAUGAGAUAUAAUGAUUAUUUACACGAUCCAUAUUCAGAAAUGAAUUCGUGCAAUACUAUAUGUUGUCGUGGCGACCUUAAUAUCAAAAAUCCUCGUGCUCAGGGUUGCUAUGAUACAAAGGUUUCUGAUUUCUUCAUGGCCAAGCAGCUGACAUCGGAGGCCAUCAGUGGACCAACAAUCGGGACAGGGUUACAGCCAUUUAAAUGGACUGAUAGAUUUCCUGAUUCCCAUAUUGGGGUGCCACAAAGCUACAAUUUUCAUUUUAUUCACAUGCGGCCAGAGCUUUGA